AUGGGGUAUUACACAAGACCACCCAAUAAAAAUGUUGUCAUCCCUAAAUGGGUUUUUUGCAUUAAAUAUUUAUCAAAUGGCACUGUGGACCGUCUCAAGGCUCGUCUAGUUGCAAAGGGGUAUACUCAACAAUCGGGUCUUGAUUUUCAUGACACUUUUAGUCCUGUUGUGAAGGCUUCUACUGUUCAGGUUAUCCUCUCUCUGGUCGUUUCUAACAAUUGGCCUCCUCGUCAACUCGACGUGAAAAACGCCUUUCUCAAUGUUUUUUUGCAGGAAAAAGUCUAUAUGGACCAACCACCUGGCUAUGUUGAUUCCAAACAUCCUACACAUGUUUGUCGACUUUGUCGGGCUUUCUAUGGACUCAAGCAAGCCCCACGUGCUUGGUUUCAUCGAUUCAGCUCCUUUCUCUUGGUCAUGGGUUUCACUUGUAGUUGUGCUGACUCCUUAUUAUUUGUUCUCUCCAGAGAUGCUGAUUUGAUUUAUUUAUUACUCUACGUUGAUGAUAUUGUGGUCACUAGCAACAACUCGUCUCUUCUUGCUAGUUUAAUUGGAAAAUUGACUCGUGAAUAUGCUACCAAGGAUCUCAGGUCCUUGAACUAUUUUCUGGGUUUGGAAGCCCAUCGGACCUCUGCUGGUCUUUUUCUUAGUCAAGCUGAGUAUGCUCAUGAAUUAUUGCAGCGUGCCCAACUCCUCGAUUCCAAACCAGUUAGCACUUCAAUGGUGGUCGCUCAACAUCUAUCGGUUGCUGGUCCCGACUUUGAUGAUCCUUCUCUCUACCGAUCGCUUGUUAGAGCUCUUCAAUAUCUCGCUAUCACUCGACCCAACAUCGCCCAUGCUGUUACUGCUAUCGGUCAAUAUAUGCAUAAGCCACAUGUCUCUCAUUUUCAAGCCCUUAAGCGAAUUUUUCACUAUGUUAAAGGAACUCUUCAGUUUGGACUGGUUUUCACUCCAUUUACUUCUCGAGAGAUCCUUGCUUACUCUAACGCCGAUUGGGCUGGGGGUCCUGACACACGUCGAUCAAUCUCUGGUUAUGCAAUUUACCUUGGUGAUAAUCUGCUGUCUUGGAGCUCUAAAAAGCAACCGACAGUGUCUUGCUCCAGUUGUGAAACAGAAUAUCGGGCAUUGGCUCUUACCGCUGCUGAAGUUAAAUGGCUCAUUCAUCUCCUUCAUGAUCUUCAUGUCUACCUCAUCUCCAAUACUGUUUUGUGA
Diospyros lotus (date-plum) is the source of this 1209-nucleotide messenger RNA. RefSeq lists its product as uncharacterized. The transcript has a single exon. Bases 1 to 1209 code for a protein of 402 amino acids. The record is from RefSeq and is a predicted model, not a curated record. NCBI's taxonomy places the organism in Eukaryota, Viridiplantae, Streptophyta, Magnoliopsida, Ericales, Ebenaceae.